Messenger RNA from Exophiala spinifera, 1269 nucleotides. RefSeq lists its product as uncharacterized. Gene Ontology annotation, cellular component: endoplasmic reticulum. The record is from RefSeq and is a predicted model, not a curated record. Lineage: Eukaryota; Fungi; Ascomycota; Eurotiomycetes; Chaetothyriales; Herpotrichiellaceae. The coding region runs from base 1 to 1269 and encodes 422 amino acids. The transcript has 2 exons. Gene Ontology annotation, biological process: transmembrane transport.
AUGUGGUCACUCAAGCUGUCGAGUCUGCUCGCAGCAGCAGCAACGAUCCCCUUGUUGAGCACAGCAACGCCUCUUGCACCGAAACACGCGGUCGCUCGAAGAGAUGGAGUUAUCGCUCCUAAAUUCGUCAUCGUUAGCAUGUUCGCACCAGAAGCAGAAGUGUGGUGGGGCAUUGACGAGUUCGACCUCCUUGCACAAAACAUCACUGUGCCUGGUCUGUCACCAUUGUUUCCAGAGGUUCACUGCACAGCCGACGGCGAAAUCUGCCAGGUCAUCACUGGUGAAAGCGAGAUCAACGCUGCAUCUACAAUCUCGGCGUUCGUUUUGAGCCCAAAGUUUGACCUGACCAAGUCCUACUUUAUGGUGGCAGGAAUUGCGGGUGUUAACCCCGAGGUUGCCACAACGGGCUCUGUGACUUUUGCCCGAUACGCUGUCCAAGUCGCAUUGCAGUACGAAUUCGAUUAUCGUGACCUGCCCGACAAUUUUACCACCGGCUACAUUCCAUUCAACACGGACAACCCUGCUGAUUAUCCCGGGGAAGCGUAUGGCACUGAAGUCUUCGAGGUCAACCAGGCGCUGCGAGACAUUGCAUUUGACUUCGCCUCGACGGCCGUCCUCAACGACUCGGAAACCGCCCAGAUUUACCGAGCCAAAUAUGCGUCGGAUGCACUAUAUACGGCAGGAUCACAGGGACCUAGCGUGGUGGCCUGUGAUGUAGCCACCUCAGACGUCUACUACUCUGGCACGCUCCUGUCUGAAGCGUUCGAGAACACCACACGUAUCUGGACCAAUGGAACCGGAGUCUACUGCACGACAGCGCAAGAGGACAACGCCUCGCUCGAAGCCAUUCUCCGCGCGGACAAGGCAAACUUGACCGAUUACAGCCGGGUCAUCGUCAUGCGUACUGCGUCCGACUUUGACCGCCCACCACCUGGAGUCAGCCAGAUCCAGAACCUGUUGUAUGCCCACCAAGGCGGUUUCUCGCCCGCGAUCGCGAACAUCUACCUGGCCGGAGUCAAGGUCGUCCAGGGUAUCCUCGACGGCUGGGACACGCUUUUCGAGCAGGGCAUCACACCGAACAACUACGUGGGUGAUAUCUUCGCCACGCUGGGCGGGACUCCAGACUUUGGAAAGGAGGACUUCUUGAUCACCAAGAAGAGAGACCUCGCAGCAGCCGAGGAGCAGCAAGGAAAUCUGAGGAUGCGUAGGGCUCUGCAAAGCGCCAAAAGACAAGCCGCCGCGGCCGAAGCUUUAGGUCUUGAGUAUUAA